GCAUUAUCUAUAGUACACGUGACACCAACUAUAGAUAUGUGCACGCAAUGGGAAUGUUCCGGAACGCAGCAGAACGUAGCUAGAGAUAGAGGAGAUAGGGCAACAUUCCUAAAUAAUCUGUCCUUUAUCGAUCAGUAUUAAAAAUUUUAUUUCGUCACAAGUAAAAUAACGAGAGAUCAAUCAAGAUCCAAGUAUCAAAGUUAUUUCUCAAGAAAGCCUAAUUUAAAAGAGAAUUAACAUUGUCAAUUUUGAUUAUAUAACGGUCCAUUCCAUUUUGUUGUCAUUACUUUAAGUUCUCAAGUGUACAAUUGUUACAAUAAUGGAUAAGAAGGAUAAAUUGCAAAUAUUGAGAAAUGCUAUAAAGAGUUAUCCUGACUUCCCUGAACCUGGGGUUAUUUUUCGAGAUAUAUUUAGUGUGUUUCACAAUGUCGUUGCGUUACGAGCGAUGAAAGAUUUAAUCAUGGAGCACAUGUUGUACCUCCAAGUCGAUUUAGUUGUUGGAUUGGAUUCGCGUGGCUUUCUCUUUGGUCCUAUGAUAUGCAUGGAGCUCGACAAGCCUUUCUUGCCUAUUAGAAAAAAGGGUAAACUUCCAGGCAAGGUUAAUCAGCAAAAGUACACGUUGGAAUAUGGAGAAGCGACAUUCGAAUUGCAAACAGAAUUCAUCGACAAAGGAACCCGAGUGCUAAUUGUUGACGAUUUACUGGCAACUGGAGGUACCAUGGCUGCAGCAGUGGAAUUAUUAAAAUCAGUAGGCGCUAAUGUAAUUGAAUGCUUAGUAAUAAUGGAGUUGACUCUGUUGAGAGGUCGAGAUAAGCUUAGCGUACCUGUUCAUUCCUUUAUACAAUAUGAUCAUUAGCAGAUAAUUUGUAAUAUAUUUGCAAGUACAAAUGUUCAGUCUGUCUGAACCAUCCACUAUCAACAAGAUGUUAAAUUUUAUCUUUUUAAUAAUAAUAGAUAAAAUGCAUUGUAUCUUUCUUACCACAUAACAUUGAAAUAAAAUAAAUAUUUUUCUAUACGUAUAUGUACACACGCUAUAUAAUAUACAAUAUAUCGUACUGUACAAAAUUUUAUACAUUUUUACAUUUUGUAUAUUUUAAUGUAAAAAGAUGUAAAGAUAAUGAUUUGUAAAAAGUAUACAAAUAAUUUUCAAGAAAAAUAUAUAACAAA
Vollenhovia emeryi is the source of this 1167-nucleotide messenger RNA. It is a transcript of the gene Aprt, whose product is annotated as adenine phosphoribosyltransferase. The transcript is spliced from 4 exons. Lineage: Eukaryota; Metazoa; Arthropoda; Insecta; Hymenoptera; Formicidae. The record is from RefSeq and is a predicted model, not a curated record. Gene Ontology annotation, molecular function: adenine phosphoribosyltransferase activity; adenine binding; AMP binding. Gene Ontology annotation, biological process: AMP salvage; adenine salvage. The coding region runs from base 320 to 856 and encodes 178 amino acids. Gene Ontology annotation, cellular component: cytoplasm.